CACGCCGCCGAUACGCGACGGGCGGCAGAAUAACAUUUCCAGCCAGUCAUCGGCGUCAGGCGGGACACGGCCUUUUCUGCCGGCGUCGAGCGGCGCGGAUGAGAGUCAGUUGUCCCAUCUCCCUCUUCUACUGCCCUACAUUUCCCUACGAUCCCUCCAAUAAUCCCGACAUUCUUUGUUUGAAAUCUUUCUCUUCUCCAUACAUCCUUCCCAUACACCCGCACGCACCCUAUACACUCGACCCGCCCCUCACGAUCAGCAGCUCCUCUUUCCUCCUGCAUCCGUAGCGCCACUUUGCAGGGAUAUUAUUGUCACUCUGACCUCCCUCGUGGCCCCAUUGUUUGACCCUCGGGAUAGGACUCUGAGAAGCUCGAGCUGCAUACAAGUUGCUGUAUACAGCUGUACUUGCUCUUGAAUCUUCUUUCUUUUACAUCCCGCUCUCAGGGACCCAGCUUCCGUUCAUCGGCGAAAAACUCUCAUAUAUCUCAAUGGACCACCUUCUGUUGACCUUUUGUCUCAUCCUGUCCUUUGACCGCCACCCGGCGCUGCAACUCACCGCCCAUUAACGUUGCUGCUGCUACGCCUCAUAACACAUCAUGAAGUUCGGUCGCAACCUCCCCCGAAACCAAGUUCCCGAAUGGGCAUCCAGCUACAUCAACUACAAAGGGCUCAAGAAGCUCAUCCGAGCCAUCGCCGCGGAACCCGACCACGCCGAUCUGGCAGGUCCGCACUCAUGAAUCCACAAACUUCCCCCCGGACACCCCCCCUCUGACCUCUCCAGAAUUCUUCUUCUCCCUCGACCGCAACCUCGAGACCGUCGACGAGUUCUACAACCGCAAGUACAGCAAGGCGUCCCGUCGGCUGCGCCUGCUCGAGCACCGCGACCAUGACGACCUCGAAGAGCUGCGCGCGGCGCUGCUGGAUCUGCGCGGGCAGUUGCGGAAGCUGCAGUGGUUUGGGGAGGUGAAUCGGAGGGGGUUCCUGAAGAUCACGAAGAAGUUGGAUAAGAAGAUCGAGAGCUCGUUUAUACAGAAGUCGUAUAUCGCGUCGCGCGUGGAUCCGAAGCAGUUUGCCACGAAUCAGGCGCUGGCGGAGAGUAUGAAGUCGAUUAAUGAUUGGUUGUCGGCGCUGAAUGAUGCGAAGACCCCGGAGAGCAAGUCGAUACACUCGGUGCAUAAGCCGAUGCUGAACUUGCCGUCUGGGUUGCUGGAGACGGUUAAGGGGGCAGUGAAGAAUGACGAUGCGUCUAUACUGAAGGAGAUACUGGCGACUGCUGAGUUUGAUGCUGGAGAUCCUGCGUUGAACAGCCUCGAGCUGACGCUCCUCCAACGCUCCAUCUCGAGCAAGUCAAAGAAGUGCAUUGACUUCCUUUUAGCGGAAGUCAAGGACUUUGACGAGCCGGAUGAUAUCAACCAGCGGAAUUGCCUGCAUCGUUUGGUUCUGGCUAUCAACAAGACGAACAAGGACCAGGCUGCUCAGUUACUCGAGACGAACCAGUUCAUCCAUCCAGCUGCUCAGCCUCUCCUAGGCCCGCGCGCCAGCAAGUGCGCCGAAGCUGAAACCCCGAGCCUCGAUGGCGAGACGGUUAAUAUGUUAUCGUACGUGCUGGAGAGGAUGAAACCUUCCCAGUACAACGCCAUCGCAGCCAAAGACUCAUAUGGCCGACUACCACUUCAUUACGCUGCACAGCUCGGCAUCGUUGUCGUCUGCGAGGUUCUGAUGAAGUUUAUGCGCGAAUGGGGCCUGUUCAAUGUUGACAACGGAAUCGAUGCGCCGGAGUGGCAAGAUCAUGAGGGUCUGGCUCCGCUGCAUUUGAGUGUUGUCGGUGGGCAUUAUCUUACAUCCAAGGCGCUCUUUGAAGCUGAGGGCGUCACUGGAAAGGCGGCUAGAAGCUCAAAGUCCAGCGCCGUCUUGAAUCUCGCCACAAAGUCGAAUUACUACAGGAUUGUCCGUCUCUUGGUAGACUCGGGUGUUGACGUGAACUGGCAAGAUGCCGCCGGCGAGACGGCCCUACACGUCGCUGCCAGAUUCGGUCAUGUCGAGUGCGCGAAGAUCCUUCUCGAUGGCACUGUGGAGCAGAAGGCGGAUCCGGAUGUCUGCGAGAAGUAUUUUGAGUGGACGCCUGUGCAUAUCGCGGCCGUUGACGGACACCUUCCUAUCAUCGAGUUGCUCGUGGAAGCUCAUGCGGAUGUCAACAAAGAGGACUCUUCUGGGUGGAAUGCGCGUGAGCAUGCUGCGCUGAGAGGGCAUAUUGAUAUCGCGGAGCUGCUAGCUGAAUAUAUAACGCAUGACGCGGAAUCCCUUGACGGUAGCACCGGGUUGACUGGUUCGCCUCCUGGUAUAGCUUCUCUGGAAGAGAGGAACUCGUUGACUACCGUUAAGGAAUCGAACCCCGUCAGGGCGUUUGGUCAUCGUUAUCUAACGGAUCAGAGCAUGGUUCUCGUCAGCCUCGGAUCAAUGGACAUGCGCAAGCCAAACGACGCCGUAAACCUCGAAAAGAUCCCCAUCGCCGAAGCCCACUCCACCCAGCUCGACACCGCACUAUCAAUCCUCGUCUCCGCCGUCGGCGCCGAAGGCGAUCAAACCACAAUCGACCUCCCCGUGCAAGAAAACAUCGCCACAGAACCCUUCACCUUCCUCACCAAAGACCCCUCGAAAGUAAAGCUCCUCUUCGACCUCGUCCCCACCUACUCCGGAAACCAGAAACACAAGCUCGGCCGCGCUGUCGCGCUCCUCUCCUCUAUCCGCUCCACCGUCGGCUCGAAGCGCGCAAACCUCGCAGGCGACCUAUCUGUCCCCAUCGUGGCGGCUGACACCCUCGAGGUGCUGGGGACUGUGAACUUCAAUUUCCUCAUCAUCACGCCCUUCUCGCACCCUAACAUGGAGAUCACAGAGACGCAGACGUACUGGAAGAGCCUGACGUCGCCUAUGGUGAUCGGACACCGGGGGCUGGGAAAGAACCAGACAGCGAAUAAAUCCCUGCAGUUGGGGGAGAAUACGAUUCAAUCCUUCAUCUCUGCCGCGAACCUGGGUGCGAAUUACGUGGAAUUCGAUGUCCAGCUCACUAAAGACCAUGUACCCGUGAUCUAUCACGACUUUUUGGUUUCAGAGACGGGAAUCGAUGCACCAGUGCAUACCCUGACACUCGAGCAAUUCCUCCACGUCAACGACACACCCACACGCUCUCAACCGCCCUCCCCUCUCCGCAAAGCCGAUACCCCCUCGCAAGCCCUGCCCGUCCUCCCCGCGCUAACCCCGCGCCCGCGCUCCCUCUCAGUGGGGUAUACGCCGACGGACAUGAAUACGGCGAUGGAGGAGCGGAUGAAGUACACGCACGACUUUAAGGCGAAUGGGUAUAAAGCGAAUUCGCGGGGACGGUUUAUUCAGCAGCCUUUCACGACGCUGGAGGAGUUGUUUAGGAAACUGCCGGAGAAGGUGGGGUUUAAUAUCGAGUUGAAGUAUCCGAUGUUGCAUGAGAGUGAGGAGCAUAAUAUGGAUGCCUACGCUGUCGAACUUAACUCUUUCACUGAUGCUGUGCUCGCCCAAGCGUACGAGCUUGGCGGCCAGCGCCACCUGAUCUUCUCGAGUUUCAACCCGGAUGUGUGUCUCGUUCUCUCCUUCAAGCAGCCUAAUUUCCCCAUCCUGUUUUUGUCAGAUGCGGGCGCGUCGCCGGUCGGCGAUAUAAGGGCGAGUAGUCUGCAAGAAGCGAUCCGGUUCGCGAGCCGCUGGAAUCUCCUUGGGAUUGUGGCGCAGGCGGCGGCGUUUUGUGCGGCGCCUAGGUUGGUGAAGGUGGUUAAGGAGCAUGGGCUUGUUUGUGUGAGUUAUGGGGUGCAGAAUAAUGAUCCGAAGAUGGUGCAGCUACAAGUAAAAGAAGGCAUAGACGCCGUCAUAGUCGACAGCGUCCUCGCGAUCCGGAAGGGUCUUCAACAGAGCGAGGAACUGGCUAAGGAGGCGAGCGAGGGGGUUAUUGCUAAGGCUGUGCAGGCUGUGAAUGGGGGUGUUGCGGUAGAUGUUGCAGUGGAGUAGGUUGGAUUGCAUUACCGACUUAGCUUCUCGAUAGAAGUGAUAGAAGUGGUAGAGGAAGAUGAUGCGUGGCCAUGGUAUAUCUUGGCUUGGAUGAUGCAUUGCAUUGCGUUACUACUGGUAUAGUUGGGAUAGAUCCUAUUUUGGGGGGGGGGUGGCUGGUAGUAGACAGUAGAUCCUACAGUUCCUGAAAUACAUUUUUAUGACAUUCCUGGCAG
Messenger RNA from Pseudogymnoascus verrucosus, 4241 nucleotides. RefSeq names its product Glycerophosphocholine phosphodiesterase (gene GDE1). The coding region runs from base 1099 to 4026 and encodes 975 amino acids. Gene Ontology annotation, molecular function: glycerophosphocholine phosphodiesterase activity; protein binding. The transcript has 3 exons. The record is from RefSeq and is a predicted model, not a curated record. Gene Ontology annotation, biological process: glycerophospholipid catabolic process. NCBI's taxonomy places the organism in Eukaryota, Fungi, Ascomycota, Leotiomycetes, Thelebolales, Thelebolaceae.